Molecule: messenger RNA, 3940 nt
Organism: Amphiprion ocellaris (clown anemonefish)
Lineage: Eukaryota; Metazoa; Chordata; Actinopteri; Pomacentridae
Gene: lnx2b
Product: ligand of numb-protein X 2b
Exons: 11
Coding region: 553-2640 (695 amino acids)
Molecular function (GO): ubiquitin-protein transferase activity; metal ion binding; protein binding
Source: RefSeq, a predicted model, not a curated record
CUCCUCCUGAGCUCUAACCUCUGGGUUUCUAAGUGUGUUUGCUCGAAACUGGGAAAGUCGCCCAGUCCUCGCCUGCAGCCUGAGCUCCACCUGGGACAGCAGGCUGCGAUAAUUCACCUCCCAGCUCUGCGGUAGAAAUGAUCCGGACGGAAGAAGUCCUCGGCGGGCUGGACGCUGGCAACACUUUGGGCUCUUUUCGGUUCUCCCACUUCACGGUUGUGUCUUUGUUUUAGCUAGCGACGCGUUAGCCGCUUCCGCAAAACAACCUUCGCACAGGUUAUGUGGUUUCAAUAUAAAUGGAGCAUAGCCUGGUUUCUACUGUGCUUCUCCGUCUGUGCUACAGGAUCCGUGACCCCUAUCCAUUACAGAAAAUCAAGAUGAAGACAUGGAGAUAACAUUGCUGACUCUGGAUCGUCGUUUCUCCGUUUGAGUGGAUUCAGCUUCGAACAUGCACACAUAGACCUAUAAACUAUAUUUGACAGAGUUUGUGUGGAGAUAAGAGGACGCCGAUCUUUUUCAAACACAGGAAUUUGGACUGAGCUUCCUCAGAAAAUGGCUACAACAGAAACCAAAGUUGCCGGCAGCGGCAGCGCUGCAGGUCUGUCGUGGGCACGUGUCUGUAAGGAGUGUGGCCAGCAGCACGAGGGCCCGGACAGCCACCUGUACGAGUACCAGGACGAGGUGGAUGAUGAACUGGUUUGCCACAUUUGUCUGCAGCCCCUGCUCAGACCUAUGGAUACACCAUGUGGCCACACUUACUGCUUUCACUGUCUGAGCAACUUCUUGAAGGAGCAGGACUUCUGCCCUGUGGACCGCCAGCGGCUGCAGUUGCAUCAGUGUCGCCCCUCCAGCCUGCUGGUCAGGAACCUGCUGGACAAGCUGACAGUCAUGUGUCCUCACAAUGCAGAGUGCCAGCAGCAGAUGCAACGCUGUGAACUGCAGCCUCACCUGCACAACAGAUGUCCUGUUUUUAGAAGACUCAGAGAGGAGGCAGAGAAGAGGAAGAGGCCCUCGUGGAAUGAAUUAAAAGGACGUAAAGGUGAUGGGGAGACGUCUGAAGAUGCUAAACAUUCAGCGACACAGUCUCGAAAUCACGCCCGCGAUCAGCCUGGCCUUAUUAAUCCUGCCUAUGAGGAAAGUGAGGACGACAACACCCCCCUGCGAUCCAGUCUGGUGGCCGAGGCCAACGUGGUGGAGCUGUUCAGAGACGAACCGGAGGAGGAGCUGGGCCUUCGCAUCGUUGGGGGGAAAGACACACCGCUAGGAAACAUAGUCAUCCAGGAGAUAGUCCGAGACUCACUAGCUGCUCGUGAUGGCAGACUGGCCCCAGGGGACCAUAUUUUAGAGGUGAAUGACGUCAGUUUGGCUUUAGUUCCUCACGCCCGGGCCAUCACAGUGCUGCGGCAGCCUGCCCUCCUCAGGCUCACUGUUAUGCAGGAGAAAGGUUUCAAAUUAAGGGAUCAACGGUCGGAUCAUCACCUGUCCACUCCCGCCACUUCCACUGCCUCCCAACCCUCUCACAGUCCCCACGGCAACGCUACCUCCAAUCACAACCCCGGCACGGUCCUGCAGGUGACGCUGAUGAAGAGUCAGCGCACAGAACCGCUUGGCAUCAAACUCAUCCGCAAGUCAGAUGAGAGCGGGGUUUUCAUCCUGGACCUGCUGUCCGGUGGUUUGGCAGCCAAGGACGGAAAACUGAGGAACAACGACAAAGUGUUGGCCAUCAAUGGACACGACCUGAGGCACGGGACGCCUGAGAGCGCCGCCCAGAUCAUACAGGGCAGUGAGGUGCGUGUGAACUUUGUGGUGAUGAGACCUGCAGAGGCUCAGGAGGAAGGUGGAAGCAGCAGAGAUGGUCAACACAGCCGAGCAUCCAGGAGGGCGCCGGAGCCACAGUACUUCAGGCGCCGGUCCACCUACAUGAAGGAUCCUCCAGGUGGGUUUUCUAGUCAGGAGAAGACUGUGAGUCUGAAGAAGGAGCCUCGGCUUUCGCUUGGCAUCACUAUUGCAGGAGGGAGGGAUUGUCGCAGUCGCCUGCCCGUUUACAUCACGAGUGUGCAGCCUGUUGGCUGUCUGCACCGAGAUGGUACCAUCAAAAGAGGCGACGUUCUGCUGAGCAUCAAUGGGGUUGAUCUGACCCAGCUGACCUACAAUGAGGCAGUUUCUGUGCUGAAGGCUCAGACAGCUCAGUCCCAGGUGGUGCUCCGUGUCAUUCAGACCCUCUCUGAGGACUCCGAGGACGACACUGAAGCUGGCAGCAAGGAGGAACUCGACUUUAUGGACGACCCGCGAGACGACGCCCUCAACUGGACACCGCUGUGGACUCGCUGGCUGGGAUUACCAAGUCACAUGCACUGGUGUCGGGACGUCGUCCUGCAGAAGACAAACAACGAGAGCUGGGGCUUCAGUAUCGUCGGGGGCUAUGAGGAGAGUCACGGGCAGCAGCCCUUCUUCAUUAAAACCAUUGUGCCUGGUACACCUGCUCACUUCGACGGGCGCCUCAAGUGCGGUGAUGAGAUUGUUGCGGUAAACGGAGCUACAACUGUGGGAAUGAACAACUCCUCUCUCAUCCCGAUGCUCAAACUGCAGAAGAAUAAAGUCACACUGACGGUAGUGUCUUGGCCGGGGAGUCUAGUGUAACAAAACACACUUUCUCUUUCCCGUUUCUUCUUUUCUUUGUCACUCUUUUAGUUGAGCACACACGCGUUGCCCUGUUUAUGUGCAUUCUUCACUGGGACGCUCGCUGUCCUUUCCUUAUGUAACUCGUUUGGUCACAUACUUUCUUAAUGUUUAUGAUCAGUUGUGUUACACAGAACACGUGUGAACUUAAAGAGCCAUGCCAUGUAUGACAGAAAUGACAGAAACUCACAGAGGAGUUGAUUGCACUAUCAGGGUGCAAAAAUGACGACAAUCAGUGAAUUAUAUGCUAAGGACAAACUGGAAGGAUUGUUAUUUUUGAUCCUGUUUUAAAGCUGUGUGGAUAUUUACCAGUUCAAUAUUGUAUUAUUUGAUUAUCAUGAUUCACAUAAACAGUGUACAAAGAUGAAAUACAGUGAAUAUAUGUUGUAAUGAGGACUUACUGAUGACAGAAUGGCUGCUGACUAUAAACUAAUGCCAAAGACAGAAAAUCUUGCUGACAAAUGUGAUAUAAUCAAGAGUGAUACAGAGUGAUAUAACCUCUGUAAACUGAAUCAAGUGGACAAUAAGAAUAAAAUCAGCUACAGCCACAGCGUGUUGUAGAACGAGACUGUUAACUGGAGGGUUUUGUGGAGAUGGGAAGGUUCAUUUUAAAGUGUCAGAAUCUAAAAAUAUUUGACAUCCAGUCCUGUUGAAGUCAUAAAAAUAAACUUAAUCCCUUCUAAAAUUAACACAGAUCACUUUAUCAGAGUGGAACUGGAGGUAAAUGGCUCAGGUACCAAAUUUAUAUGUUUGAUCUACAACAAGAAAUAAACUUGACAAAAUCUGAGCUGUUCUACAUAUGCUGUUAAAUUCAAAAUCAUAAAUGCUGUUAAUCUGUAAAUGAAACAUUUAGCAGCUUUUGAUAUAUUAAUUGAAUGAUACACGUUCCUAUAUCGGCACUCUGUAUAUAUUUUCAAAUGAUAAAAUGGCUCGUACUGAAUGACUCUAAUAAGCCUAAUGCCUUGCAGAUAUUGAAGGACAAACCAGAAUGUAUACUUGCCUUAAAUCGCCACUGUACCAAAAAUGUGCCCCCUCCCCCACCAUUAUUUCCUUUCGUUAUGUACUGAUUAUUUUGUAGGAAGGAGAAUGGCCUUGUUCAGAUACAUUUGUGUCAACACAUUCCCAGUGGCCUUGCUUGUGUCUUAAUGGAUGCAGGACUUACUGAACAAUUCAGAGUGGCUGUGAAAUACGAAUAUACAGCAGGUGGUGUGUGUAAGCCUGUCCACUGUUACAUUAUGUUCAAUAAAAUCAUAUCAAAUCA